AUGAAUUCUGAGCUCAAAGCAGACCUCGGGAGGUUUAAGCUCACAGCAGGGAAGUUUUAUGGAGAUCCAGUGUGAGAUAAAGGUCUACAACCUUGUGAAAAUUCUAAAUUUUAUGCUAUCUCCUCAUGUUUUAAACCAUUUAGUAACAAAGGGAAUCUGGUCAUUCAGUAUACUGUGAAACAUGAGCAGAAGAUAGCCUGCGGUGGGGGAUACGUUAAGAUUUUUUCCUCAAACUUGUACCAGAAGAACCUAAGUGGAGAUUCACAUUACUACAUUAUGUUUGGUCAGUUUAUUUCUUCAUUACUAAAAUACUGGCACUGCUGUUGUGCAGUUCUUCAAAGAUGGUUGUGGAAAUGGUGGAAAAACAUAAAGAAAAUUAAUGAUCCAACAGUGAGGAAACCCACUGAUUGGGAUGAUCGAAUCCAAAUUGAUGAUCCAAAUGACAAGCCUGAGGAUUGGGAUGAACCUGAAUACAUUACGGACACUAGCGCUGAGAAACCUGAAGAUUGGGAUGAUGCUGUGAAUGGAGAAUGGUAUUAUCCUAUGGUCAAGAAUCCUCUAUACAGAGGGGAAUGGAAACGAAGGCGGGUUGAUAACCCAUAUUACAGAGGAGUUUGUCCUCAUCCACAGAUUGACAAUCCAAAUUACUCGCCAGACUCCAGUGUCUACGGAUUUGAAAAUAUUAGCAUCAUUGGACUAGAUGUCUGGCAGGUGAGGUAGCUGACAGUUUUUGGCAAGUUCUUGAUAACAGAUGAUGAGGUUUAUGCAGAAGACUUUGGAGAUGAAACAUGGGGAGAGAGAAAUGAAGGUCCUUCCAGUCUUCCGUGUUUCCUUCCCCCCCUCCAGGAACUAAUGCUAUCAAUUUAGCAGAAGCUGAGGCCAUCCUUCCAGCGCCAAUGGCUUUGCAUUUACCUCUGGACUACACCAGCACGCAGACCUUGCUGGGGUAAGGAGAGAGGGAGCGGGAGGAUCCGUGGAAG
Chroicocephalus ridibundus (black-headed gull) is the source of this 980-nucleotide messenger RNA. Its product is annotated as calreticulin-like. Gene Ontology annotation, molecular function: calcium ion binding. NCBI's taxonomy places the organism in Eukaryota, Metazoa, Chordata, Aves, Charadriiformes, Laridae. The record is from RefSeq and is a predicted model, not a curated record. Gene Ontology annotation, cellular component: endoplasmic reticulum; endoplasmic reticulum membrane. Gene Ontology annotation, biological process: protein folding.